Molecule: messenger RNA, 7937 nt
Organism: Chelmon rostratus (copperband butterflyfish)
Lineage: Eukaryota; Metazoa; Chordata; Actinopteri; Chaetodontiformes; Chaetodontidae
Gene: adcy3a
Product: adenylate cyclase 3a
Exons: 21
Coding region: 708-4061 (1117 amino acids)
Biological process (GO): intracellular signal transduction; cAMP biosynthetic process; adenylate cyclase-activating G protein-coupled receptor signaling pathway
Cellular component (GO): plasma membrane
Molecular function (GO): adenylate cyclase activity
Source: RefSeq, a predicted model, not a curated record
GUGUCUCUCCCCGUCGAGGAGGCUCUCAUUAAGCCAUUUUUUAAUUUCAUGGGUUGAAUAUAUGUUUUAAAUAUAUGGCUGCCGUGUUUCAGGCGGACUGAGGACACCCACGUCUCAAUAAAGGGAAUAACGUUUGCGCUCAAAGGAAAAAUCCAGCUUUACACACGGCCAUGUGAGGUGGGACUAUGAAAGGCCAAAAUGCAAAAUGCUGUCCAACCCAGAGGAGUGAUGGAAACAGAGGAAGUCAUAGAAACAUGAACUUAGUUGAUCCAGUGUUGAUGAAUUCAACCCCUCUGACAUGGUGUACAACUGUGGAGCACAAAGGUGGACGGGAGCUGAUGAAACAGUCACGUUUAUAAAGCUGAAUGAGGAAACAAGAGGUCUACAUUCUUUGAAUCACGUUGCUAAAGAAGUGUGGGCGUGCUUGAUCUGUGCAUGUGACACAGGAGUACCGGAGUCAAAUGACAGCAUUCGAUGGAGUGACCGUGGAUGCAGCUAUGUAAGAAGACAUCUCUACAGUGUACAGGUCCUGACAGUCAACACACUGCUGUGAUUCAUGCCACAUAUGUGGGCUCUCAGGGAAACAAGCAGAUGAUGUAUACCUGAGAGUCAUCUCAGCGUUUUGCUUACUUCUGUCAGACGAUAAACACCUCUCUACUUAUUCAUUGAAAGAAGAAGGCAGGCAGCAGAAGCUCUGUGUGGUCACCAUGCCUCGGAACCGAGCCUUUUCAGAACCAGAGUACUCUGUUGAGUAUUCAGCGGACUGCUCCGUCACACUGCCCUCUGACCCUGGGCAGGCGGUUGGCCGAACACAUGAGGUCACAGUUCGGAGCUCGGGAUGCUGCCUCUGCCUGCCUCGAUUCAUGCGCCUCACCUUCGCGCCCGAGUCUCUGGAGAACCUCUACCAGACCUAUUUCAGACGGCAGAGACAUGAAACCCUGCUGGUACUCGUCGUGUUUGCCGCUCUCUUCGACAGCUACAUCAUCGUCAUGUGUGCGGUGGUCUACACCACUGACAAGCUGGCUUCUGUUUUAGUGGCAUCAGUGGGACUGGCAGCAGAUAUUAUCCUCUACUUGCUGUGCCGCUUCGGACUGCUGCCAGACCGCAUCUCGAGACGGGUGGUGCCAUACGCCCUGUGGGUGCUCAUAGCAGCUCAGAUAUUCUGCUAUCUGGGUCUGAACUAUGCCCGCUUCCACCAGGCCAGUGACACAGUGGGCUGGCAGGCUUUCUUCAGCUUCUCCUUUUUCCUGACUCUGCCUCUAAGGCUGACACCCAUUGUGCUCAUCACUACUGUGUCUUGCGGGGUCCACACCCUGGUUCUGGGCGUCACCAUUGCCCAGCAGCAGCAGGAGGACAUCAAGGGGUCAGCACUUGUCAGACAGCUGCUGGCCAACAUUGUUAUUUAUGUCUGUGCCAUCACCGUGGGCGUCAUGUCGUACUACAUGGCUGACAGGAAGCAUCGGAAGGCCUUUCUGGAAGCAAGACAGUCACUGGAGGUCAAACUCAACCUGGAGGAACAGAGCCAGCAACAGGAACGUCUGCUGCUCUCCAUCCUUCCCAAGCACAUAGCUGAUGAAAUGCUUCAGGACAUGAAGAAGGAGCCCAGUCAGAAAGAGAUGCAGCAGUUCAACACCAUGUACAUGUACAGACAUGAAAACGUCAGUAUUUUGUUUGCAGACAUCGUGGGCUUUACCCAGCUGUCAUCAUCAUGCAGUGCUCAGGAGCUGGUCAAGCUGCUCAACGAGCUCUUUGCUCGCUUUGACAAACUUGCUGCAAAAUAUCACCAGCUGAGGAUCAAGAUCCUGGGAGACUGCUACUACUGUAUCUGUGGACUGCCCGACUACAGGGAAGACCACGCUGCCUGCUCCAUCAUGAUGGGCCUUGCCAUGGUGGAGGCCAUCUCGUACGUCCGAGAAAAAACCCAGACAGAUGUUGACAUGCGGGUUGGAGUUCAUAGUGGUACAGUCCUCGGGGGAGUACUGGGUCAGAAGCGCUGGCAGUACGACGUCUGGUCCACAGACGUUACUGUGGCCAACAAAAUGGAGGCUGGAGGGAUACCAGGUCGUGUCCACAUCUCACAGAGCACCAUGGAGUGUCUUCAUGGUGAGUUUGAUGUGGAGCCAGGGAACGGAGGUGACCGCUGUGACUACCUGAGGGAAAGGGGCAUUGAGACCUACCUGGUCGUUGUUCCUAAAGGACCUGUGGGAAAGAAUGGCAUCAAUGGUGUAAAGCUGUCUGUGACCUCCUCCAAUGGAAAUUCCCCACUGCUGAUCAACACCACAGAGUGUAAUGGCAGCGUUAAUACAGCCUGCACGACACCGGAGGAACCAGAAGAACUGGACACAAGGGUGGUGAAUCCAUCUUUCCCUAACCCUCGCAGAAGGCUGCGACUGCGGGACCUGGCUGAACGAGUGAUUGAUGCACAGGAGAAUGAACAGGAGCUCAACAAACUACUCAAUGAGGCUCUGCUGGAGAGGGAGACAGUCCAAGCUCUGAAGGGGAAACAUACCAACAGACUAUCCCUGAGGUUUGUGGAGCCAGAGCUGGAGACACGUUACUCGGUGGAGAAAGAGAAACAGAGUGGAGCGGCCUUCUGCUGCUCCUGUGUGGUCCUGCUCUUCACUACAGCUAUGGAGGCACUCAUAGACCCCUGGCUGAUUGCAAACUACAUUACCUGUGCAGUGGGGGAAGUCCUGCUGCUCAUCCUGACAAUCUGUUCUCUGGCCGCCAUCUUUCCUAGAGUCUUCCCCAAGAAGCUGGUGUCUUUUUCCACAUGGAUUGACCACACCCGCUGGGCUCGGAACACGUGGGCCAUGGCAGCCAUUUUGAUCCUUACCAUAGCUGAUAUCAUGGAUAUGCUGAGUUGUCUGCCUCGAGCCCCAGCCUCAGGCAGCCCCACAGUGGCUCCCUCCUCCUGGUCUGGCCCUGACGGAUGCCUGAUCAACCCCAAAUAUUACAGCUACAUCGCUGUGCUGGCACUGAUGGCCACCACCAUGCUGGUUCAGGUCAGUCACAUGGUCAAGCUCACACUGAUGCUGCUCAUCACAGUCGCCAACGGCAUUGUUAACAUCUACAGCUGGAGGGACAUCUUUGACCGCUACGACAUAGCCCGCUUCCAGGACUACAGGUCAUACCUGGUUCCCUCCAAGUUCACAGUGACAAUUAUGGUCUUCAUUAUGAUGGUCAGCUUCUAUUAUUUCUCCCGACAUGUGGAGAAGCUCGCCCGCACCUUGUUCCUGUGGAAGAUUGAGGUCCAUGAACAGAAGGAGAAAGUGUAUGAAAUGAGACGCUGGAAUGAAGCACUGGUGACCAACAUGCUGCCUGAACAUGUCGCUCGACACUUCCUGGGCUCCAAGAAAAGGGAUGAGGAGUUGUACAGCCAGUCUUAUGAUGAGAUUGGAGUCAUGUUUGCCUCAAUCCCCAACUUCUCCGACUUCUACACAGAGGAGAGUAUCAAUAAUGGAGGGAUAGAAUGCUUACGGUUCCUCAAUGAGAUCAUCUCAGACUUUGACAGUCUGCUGGAUGAACCUCAGUUCCGUUGCAUCACAAAAAUCAAGACCAUCGGCAGCACCUACAUGGCAGCAUCAGGCGUCACCCCAGAUAUCAGCAAUGGUUACACCUGCAUGAAGAGAGAGGAGCAGUCUGACAGAGAGCGCUGGCAGCACCUGGCAGACCUGGCAGACUUUGCUCUGGCCAUGAAGGUCACACUCAUGAACAUCAACUACCAGUCAUUUAACAACUUCAUGCUACGUAUUGGUCUGAAUAAGGGCGGAGUGUUAGCUGGAGUGAUUGGUGCCCGAAAACCCCACUACGACAUCUGGGGAAAUACUGUGAACGUGGCCAGUCGCAUGGAGUCCACAGGGGUUAUGGGAAACAUUCAGGUGGUGGAGGACUGCUACAACAUCCUGAAGGAGUACAGCUUCCGCUUUGUGAGGAGGGGGCCCAUUUUUGUGAAGGGGAAAGGGGAACUGCUCACAUAUUUUCUGAAGGGAAGAGACAAACAAGGCUCAUUUAUCAAUGGCUCUUCUGUCACUCUACCACACCAGGUGGUAGACAGCUAAGGACCACACUCACGGACACACAGACACACAAACGCACACAUUAUACAACAAUCACAUCAGGUGUGUGAUGUGUGAUGAAUCCAGAGAGGGCACGGAAGAGAGUUUUUAAAAUGAGAAGUUAUUGGCUGAAAAUGACGUGGAAGAUACCACUAGCAUACUUCAUUCACACCUGUGACAACACACUCAUUACUGAGCACACACACACAUGUUCACUGCCUAUGGAAAGAUGUAUGUACCAGUGGAGAUGUAUUUAAGUUUGAAUGUCAUGUUCAAGUUGAACCACGGAACCCCAAAUAUGAAUAACAAUCAUUUGGAUGAUUUUUUCUUCUUGUUUAUGUGCAUCUGCUCAUAAACACUUGAAAAUGUUAAAGCCCAUGACUUAACUUUUCACUCAAUGCAAUUAAAGUCUGAUAAAUCCUGCCAACUAACAAACAGACAAACUGCAUCGAAACUCUGACUGGAGUGAUAUUGACUUGAAAUUAAAUGUGAUUAAACAGCCAGUUCAGCAAAAUCUCCCCUAAAAACAAACAAAAAAACACAUAUUUCAUCACUAACCUCAUGCAAAUAUUUUCGUUUUUAUUUUUUCAGGCCCCCUUGAAUCAUGUGCCCCCACCCUAAUAUGAUGGAGGUGAAUGGAAUUUCAUAAGUCACUACAGUAUGGCGUAAGCUGUCCAACUGAAUAUUUUCUCAGUCUCCUGUGACAGAACAAAAGUGGUCUACAACAGCUUCCAGACUAACAGUAUGAAUGAAAAUAGCCUCCGUGCUGAAUAAUGCUGUAGAUCUAUGAGACCUUUAGCCACUUGCAUAGUUGUUGUCUCUGCUGCAGGACAGUCAAAGUGAUAAAUCAGUUGUCACAGCUGCUUAUGUACAUUAUUCAUGCCUCAUCCUGUAUUUUGUGGUCCUUUAAACACCACCAUAAAAACAUCUUGCACAAGACCUGACCGCAGUAACAAAUUCAAAAGUUCCUCACGUCUUUAGCAAAUCAACCUCUCGUGUCCAGUGUUACAUACUUUCAGUCAUUGUCCCAAACACAGCAUUCAGUUUCUUUUAUUUAUUUCUUUAUUUGAUAGCAGGCAGCAGCAAGGGAGACAGGAAAGGGGGUUAGAGGAGUAUGACAUGCAACCAACGUCCCCAGCUGCACUCAAACCAGGGAUGUCGUAGUUAUGUGGUAUGCUCUAUGGCCAUUCAGCUAUCAAAACAUUCACUUCAUUUACAAAACAGAUUGACUUAAAUAGAAAUUGCGUUUUGAAUUGAACAUUUCAGCAUGGGAAUGACUAAUUCAAACUGAUGUUGAUUACACACAAUGAUCGGCUUUAUCUCUUUCCAGAACUGUCUCUCAGAUAAAAACCAAACAUUGUAAACACAGAGACACAAAGACACACACACACACAUACACACACACACACACACGCAAUACUUCCAUGUAACUUCCAUGGAAACCAGAAACCUGAUUGAUGAGGAAGAGGAUUUGAAAGUGUACCAAGGAUAGACAAUACAGACCGAUCUGCUACCUGCUGCUGCCCAUGUAUGGUCAUUGGUGUGUGCAUCAGUCAUAGUGUGUUUUUCCAUUGUUGAACUAUUUCUUCUCCUUGAUUCUAGUCUGGGAGUUACUGUGUUCUUCUCUUUCCUCCUUGAGCUUGUGCAGCACACUCCACCGCUGGCUUUUGGAUGUUUGUGUGCCUCGAGCAAUGUUGAAAAUGAAGGAGAACAGACAUCUGUACUGUGCGUUUUUAGGACAGGGACGGGUGACAGUGUCUGGAGGUAUACAUGGUAGAAAUAUUUUUCACGCUAAUUGUGGAUUGAUGGAAGUGCCUAUCACUGCUGUGAUCACAAUGUUUUCAUUUACUUGAAGAAUUACACGGUCCUUUCACAGCAUUGUGAAAGGAGAAUUUCAGUUUAUUACAACUUGGAUUUCAUUUUUGUACCUCAAACCAACAGGUUAGUAUAAGGUUGGUCUCCAGAUAUAAAGAUUUAAAUAAUCUGAAGUGUUGGUUUGUAUCAGCCCUGUUUGAUUGUGUGACUAUGAUCUCAGCUAUUUACUUGUACAGUGUACAGUGAGUACAGUGUCAGAAAAAUAACUGGAUAUUUCUUUUUACUGCUUGGUGGUUGGGGAAAAGGAACGAUGAAACAAAAUCAUUUUAAGUAAAUAUUACAUUAAACGACAUAAAAUUAGCACAAAACAACAAAAAGUUCAGAUAAGGUGGAUAAAGUCCAAGAUAAAGUUGAACUUGUUGCAGCCUUUCCAUGUUGUUUGCACAAGGUUUGGAUCAAUGCCAUUUCAACCAGGUAUUAACAUGCAAUCGGUGUCUGGAUAGUGAUAUCUGACGAUGAGGUAUUUGCAUUUACACUUGGAAUUCAUAAAUGCUCUCAUUAUCUCAUCACUGCCUGCAUUUUGGUGAAACUGUUAAGCAGUGGUUUCCAUCUUCAUGAACAGUGGUCAUCCAUUUAUAAAUAACUUCUUGCAAUCGAAAUGCUAUUGCUUGCAUAUGCUAAAUAAUACCUGUAGCUUUUUUCUGAAGAUGGGUUCAGUUUGCCAGUGAAUUCUGGCCUGAAGUUUUAUUCUGUACUUGUUUGGUCAUGUUAAAGGCUGUAUUUUACAAAAAUACACAUGGACUUGUACACAGGGCUCUGCAUAUGCUAAUGUGUUUAACUACAUGUACUGCAUAAUUAGGGAAUACAGUCUAUGUAGUUAAAGAUAAAUAAAUAAUAAUAGGGUCCAGGCAUCACUUGAGCCCAUGCGACUGUGUGGACAAGUACACGUCCUCUCACAGUUUCAGCAGGUCUGACCUUCAACAUCCAAGUCAUCUUGGUCCCUCUACCCAUGGUGGAAGUAAAGUUCAAAGGCAUAACACCUAAAUAGACAGAAAAGUGUGUCAAAGGUCACUUGAAGCUUGUAAAAAAAAAAAAAAAAAAAAAAAAAAAGGGAUGUGAUUGUGAGUUUCUAGUCACAAACAUUUUGCUUGUGACAGCACACCAAAUUGAUUGCAACCUCUGACAUUAUGCCCACUAACCUUUUAUCUUUGGGAGUAUGAGGCUUUGAUAUGACAGCAGUGACAUGAAGGAGAAUGAGCACACUCACCGGCAGGAAGCAGCUGGACUGUAUAUGUGUCUUGGGGGAAAGUAUUUAUGGAGCCACUGCUCUUUCCUCUGCUGAUUGUAAAGCCCAUUAGUGUUUCUGUAGAAUGGGAUCAAAGUGCAAUAGUUUCUUCUACAAACCUGAUGCCCUCCUCUCUAAUGGAAAGGUUCAAUCAUUCCUUCCCCUUUAACUCAUAUUUUUAUAAUGUAAUGUACAAGUUUUAUUCUAUUUAAAAAAGGGGGAGAGGACUGAAUGUGUCCUUGUUGUACAUAGAGGUUAGACAGUGUUUAUUGGUCAGAUUUAUUUAUUGGAAAUGACAGGGAGGUUUUUUUUUUUCUUACACAGAUGUAAAAGUGCCAAUGAUAAGAAAUGGUUUUAGAUGUAAAAGCCAAAACACAGACCAUGGCUGAUUCCUGAUUUGUAUUUUAAAAGAAUCUCAGGCCUGGGAAUAAAAUAGCACUUUGAAUUUUGUGUCAUGGUUUCAGUUUUUGCUCACAACAGAGCUAAGUACUAACACAAGAACACUGAAAUGCCACCUGGAGAGCCCAUGCUAGCAGGGCCAGCUGAGGGCAUCAAAAGCCAACAAAAUGAUUCAGUUCUAUGGUUCUUCUUGUUGUUGCCAUUCAGCUUUUGUCUGAAUUUGCUUCAGAACUUUGAUUUGUCCUCUCAGUUUUUGUGGAUUGAAUUAGACAUACUGUAAGUCUACUUAGCCUGUACUGAGCAGUGAUCCCAAUUUGGUUUUUAAGUUAAAGAAUUUCUCAGUUAGUGUACCUCUUUUAUUUCAGUUGUUUGUCAUCAUA